Messenger RNA from Mollisia scopiformis, 156 nucleotides. RefSeq lists its product as uncharacterized. Gene Ontology annotation, biological process: rRNA transcription. The transcript has a single exon. Gene Ontology annotation, cellular component: nucleosome. Lineage: Eukaryota; Fungi; Ascomycota; Leotiomycetes; Helotiales; Mollisiaceae. Gene Ontology annotation, molecular function: DNA binding; structural constituent of chromatin; protein heterodimerization activity. The annotation marks the transcript as partial. The record is from RefSeq and is a predicted model, not a curated record.
AUCAUCCGAAAACUCAUCUUCCAACGUUCGGUUCGUGAGAUUGCCCACGACUUCAAGUCCGACCUCCGAUUCCAAUCUUCCGCCAUCUGUGCUCUUCAAGAGUCCGUCGAAGCCUACUUGGUCAGCUUGUUCGAGGACAUCAACUUGUGCGCUAUG